Molecule: messenger RNA, 1323 nt
Organism: Penicillium odoratum
Lineage: Eukaryota; Fungi; Ascomycota; Eurotiomycetes; Eurotiales; Aspergillaceae
Product: DMT family transporter
Exons: 3
Coding region: 1-1323 (440 amino acids)
Biological process (GO): intracellular calcium ion homeostasis
Cellular component (GO): endoplasmic reticulum membrane
Molecular function (GO): enzyme regulator activity
Source: RefSeq, a predicted model, not a curated record
AUGAAUCGCCCCGCAAUGCACCGACCAACGGAUGGUCGCUCAGAACAACCCUUACUCAAGGAUGAUGAACGCCGUUUCUCUCGAUCUACUAGCUUCGAAGGUGAUGCAGAAGGCCGGCCCAUGUUGCACCACACACGUCGACCUACCAUUCGGAGUAAAAGCCCGGAACACGAUGCCGCCCAAGCAACCCGCAAAAAGUACAUAAUUGCUUUGGGCUUCUUGUUACUAAGCUUGGCUAGCUUUGUGGUGCAGACCGAAACCGCUGUUUAUAUCCAGCAUGAGCUGCACUGGGAUAAGCCGUAUUGCAUGCUCUAUAUUACUCACGGAUCCUGGAUAUUGCUCUGGCCGUUCCAGCUACUUAUUCUCCGAAUCCAGAAACGAAAGCUAUCAUGGGAUGCAUUCUGGCGCCGCCAUGUCUCCCUUCUCCGAAGCACCGCCCAAAUGGUAGAACACCAAGAAGUCCAUCUGACCUCUCGCCACUCUCAUCGAUCGCCGGUCCCAUACAUGCUCAAGACAACUGCUUUUGUCACCAGUGCCCUGACUGUCGCGGGCGGCUCAUGGUACGUAGCCGUCAAUAUGACCACAGCCAGUGACUUGACCGCAAUCUACAACUGCUCGGCUUUCUUUGCCUACGCCUUCUCAAUUCCUCUUCUCAAGGAGAAACUGCGAUUAGACAAGGUCUUCGCAGUGGGCGUUGCCAUUAUCGGCGUGCUUGUCGUGGCAUAUGGCGAUCGACCCGACAAGAAAGUCUCCAAGGGCGGGACAACCAACGAAGACGGCGAAGCACAAAGCCGACUACUAGGCAAUAUUGUUAUUGGCGUGGGGAGUAUCCUCUAUGGUCUCUACGAGGUGUUAUAUAAACGGUUUGCCUGUCCUCCAGAGGGCACUAGUCCAGGCCGUGGCACCAUUUUCGCCAAUACCUUUGGCAGUCUCAUUGGUGCAUUCACUCUUACCGUCCUGUGGAUACCGUUGCCAAUUCUUCACUACCUGGGUUGGGAGACAUUCCGGUUCCCCUCCGGCGAGGCAGGCCGGAUGCUCCUCAUCUCCAUAUGUGCCAAUGCUACAUUUUCUGGGUCUUUCUUGGUACUUAUCUCACUCACGUCUCCCGUCCUCUCAUCGGUUGCUGCGCUCCUGACAAUCUUCCUGGUCGCUAUCGUGGACUGGUUCCGCACCGGGCAACCUCUUUCUUUCGCGGCCAUCAUUGGAGGUAUACUAAUCAUGUUCGCAUUUUUCCUCUUGAGUUGGAGCACGUAUCGCGAACUCAGUGAAGAACGGAAAAAGCAUCUCGAAGACGAUCAAGUUGAGUCGGAAAAUGACGAAUAG